Molecule: messenger RNA, 674 nt
Organism: Rhizopus microsporus ATCC 52813
Lineage: Eukaryota; Fungi; Mucoromycota; Mucoromycetes; Mucorales; Rhizopodaceae
Product: Prefoldin alpha subunit
Exons: 6
Coding region: 19-468 (149 amino acids)
Biological process (GO): protein folding; regulation of DNA-templated transcription
Cellular component (GO): prefoldin complex; cytoplasm
Source: RefSeq, a predicted model, not a curated record
CUCUCUUUUAUAUUUUAAAUGUCACAACAACAAGUCAAUAUUACUGAUCUCGAUCUUUCUUCUCUUCAACAAGUCAAGACUCAAUUAGAAGAGGAAUUGAAUCAUCUAACUCAAUCAUAUAGCAAAUUAAAGACAGUCCAGGGACGAUUUGCAGAUUGUGCAGAUAGCGUCAAUAGUUUAAAAAGUGAAAAGAGUGAAGAUAAAACUAUUCUAGUUCCUCUCACAUCAUCUCUCUAUGUACCAGGUAAACUAAGCGACGUCAACAAGGUGAUUGUGGAUGUAGGCACAGGCUAUUUUAUUGAAAAGUCUGUCAGUGAUGCGACUACUUUCUACAAGGAUAAAGUAGAAUUUGUAAAGAAUAAUCUUGGUACACUUGAAAAGACGAUUACUGACAAGCAAAGUACAUUAAGAGCCAUUGUCAAUGUUAUGCAAGAAAAGAUCCAAGAACAAGCUCAACAAAAGAAAUAAAUAAAAAAUUAGAUCUUGUCUUUUGUUGUCAUCAGACUAAAACGGGGAAGUCCCUUUAUGUUUUUAAAGUGUCAAGGGCUAAGCAUUCUACGGGAAUCAUCAAUGUACAAAAAGAGCAGGUAGGAAUAUGAAAAAGUAACAAAAAAGGGACCAUCUUUGUUUGAAAUCAGGGGCAUAUUUAUUUCUUGUCUUUCCAUUUUUUUUUU